This is a messenger RNA of Brassica oleracea var. oleracea, 774 nucleotides long. RefSeq lists its product as uncharacterized. The record is from RefSeq and is a predicted model, not a curated record. The transcript has a single exon. Lineage: Eukaryota; Viridiplantae; Streptophyta; Magnoliopsida; Brassicales; Brassicaceae. Bases 1 to 774 code for a protein of 257 amino acids.
AUGGGUCUGUUGAUAGAACACAUUGGUCCCGCGGGACUUAGAGCCUUGCGAGUAAGCAAGAAUGCAGUCGUUGCAGAUGCUAUAGCAGGAUCACAUUGGACCCUUACACAUCCACGUUCUCAAGAGGAAGUUGAUUUACAUGCUCACUUUACGACUAUAACCUUGCCAUUAAAUGUUGAUGUUUGUGAUGAUUACGAAUGGGUGGCUGGUGAUUCUUCUUUACAUGUUUUCAGGUCUUCCACAACGUGGGAAGUGCUCAGGUCGCGUCAACAGAUCAAAAAUUGGGUGGAUGUGGUCUGGUUCAAAGGAGAAAUUCCGAAGCAUAGCUUCACUAUGUGGAUCGCAAACUACGACAGGUUGCCUACACGAUCAAGACUUGCAGCAUGGGGAUUACCGGUCUCACCCUCCUGCUCUUUUUACUCCAACUUCGAAGAGAUGAGGGAUCAUCUCAUGCUUUCAUGCGAAUACAUUCAAGAAGUUUGGAGGGAGGUCCUGCUCAGAUGCCAGCCACCAAACACCAUGUUCGCAGACUGGUCAGAGCUCUUGUCCUGGAUCAGAGCUGCAUCUUCUUCCAAACUUUCUCUCCUUAGGAAGCUAGCUGUUCAGACGGUGAUAUACCAUCUAUGGAAGCAGAGAAACAACCUGGUACGCAAUCAAACAUAUAUCUCAGUAGCAGCUGUGUUCUAUGGCAUUGGCAAAGACCUACAGAACAUCAUCUCAUCAAGGAGGCGUAGGAAACAUUUUGAUUCACUUAUGGCCAUGUGGCUAAGAUAA